UUCGCACUCAGGCUACGGCGCUGCGCAAAUGCAAAAGUAGUGAGAAACAUCGCUGAGGUGAGGGAGGAUAACAUCGGCUCGUCUUAACAUCUUUUUACCAUCACCCAUGGCUGACCCGGAGAAACAGCCUGAACAGCAAAAGGCUGCAGCAACCAACAAGCAGGUCAUCGCAACCAAGGUCUCCGGCACUGUGAAAUGGUUCAACGUCAAGAGCGGAUACGGAUUCAUCAACCGCAAUGACACCAAAGAGGACGUUUUUGUCCACCAAUCCGCCAUCGCUAAGAACAACCCUAAGAAGGCGGUGCGCAGCGUCGGCGACGGCGAGGUUGUCGAGUUUGACGUGGUCAUCGGAGAGAAGGGCAACGAGGCGGCCAAUGUGACCGGCCCGGAGGGAGAGCCCGUGAAGGGGUCGCCUUACGCAGCUGACAAGCGUCGCGGCUACCGCCAGUGGGUGGUGCCGCGCAAGGGCUACCAGCAGCGUGGCGACGAGGAUGACGCCGGCGACUAUGAGAGCGCUGGCGAGGGCAAGGAUGACGCCAGCGGCGACCAGAAGAACCAGCGCCGGCAGCCCAGGCGCCGCUUCGAUCCCAACUUCUACAACCGCCGCGGUCGCGGACCCCGCGGUGAUGGUCAGCCAGGAGAUGGGGGUGACUUCCAGGGUGAGGACAAGGAGGGAGAUAAGGGUGGCGCACCCCGGGGCGGUGGCCGUGGCCGCGGCGCCCCGCGUGGCCGUUUCUUCCGCCGCAACAUCCGCGGUGGUGGCGGAGCCACGCGCCCGCAACGCCCCCGCACGCAGAGCGGUGAGGGCGGUGUGAGCGAGGGCGAGUCCAAGGAGUCGGCCACCAAUGGCACUGGUGGCCCGCCGAGGGGCAGCGGAGGCCGCGGCCGCUUCCGCCGCAACCGCCAGGGCAAGGGCUCAGCUCGCAACAGCCAGAGCGAAGGCGGAGAGAAGACCAAGGAGCCAUCUGGGCAAUCAGUACAGAACACGACCACCACAGAGAGCAGUGCUUAAUGAAGAAGAUGCAAGCCAAUCUGCAAGGGUCAUACCUCUAAUUAAUUAAUGAAAACAAGUAGUUGAGCCGUUUUCCUUCUCUUUAAUAACAUCGGUUUGUGUUUAGUGCAUGAAGACACAAAGUAUUUUAAAUGGUAACCUUAGAUGAUGGCGAGUAAUUUAAUACCUCGGUUUCUCGAUUGAUUGCAAUCUCGUUUGUUUCCACCCAACGCAUCAUUGUAAUCAAUUCACGUAAAAGCGCAAUUAUUUUUGUCGUCAAAUAUGUCCGGCCGGCUUUUGCAUCAUCUCUGUACAGUGUUAGCAGCGUGCAAUAAUGCUGAGUUGUGAGGCGAACACACACACAUACGCGGACUCUUGUACCUUGCUUGCUAUCUGGUAUUCCUAUAUUAAGCAAAGUUAAUAUCUGAAUGUGAUUAAACAAAACUUAUUUAAAUUGAUCGGAAAUGUGAAAAGCCGCAGCCGUCAUGUAUAACAACUUCAGUGAAAAGAAUCUCCUUUUUUUAUGUUCAAAUAAAGCCCCCAGUCAACUUGAGAACGGAUAAUGAGUAAUUUUAAAGUUAUUAGAAGAUCAAAAAAGUAAAAAAAUCAGCAAACACAGAAGAAGCUUCAAAUGCUCGCUCGUUUUUUGUACUAAGAUGUGUUUCUCCCAAAAGCAAAAACAUGCAAUGAAAGCAAAAAGAAAUACGGAAAUUGUUUUGGCGUGACCUGAUGCACAUGUUUGACACCGAGACAUUAGUGUAAAAGCAGCAGCAGCAGCCGUCCUUGCAAUUAAUUCACCGCAGCAGGCGGGAAAAAAAAGGAACGGCGCGAUUUGAGUAAUUUGGUUUCUCUCGACUACAAUGGCUACACCCACCUCUAGCUGCUCUCCGCCUUGUGUUCGGUUGGAGGCCUAUGAAUGAAGUAAAAACAUUUGCAUUUCCCACUCUCAACACACACAACACACACACACACACUUACUAAGAAAGAAUGAAAGAAAACUACAGCCGCAAACAAGUAAAGUAACAACCAAGAAUGAGUCGCUCUGACCAACUUAGACACACAUUUACACUCACACACUAGGCCCCUCUUUGAUUGUGGCGAAAACGCAAGGGGGCGCCGCUCCAACAACAAAAAUGUAAAACACACUACUUGUCCCCCGAGAGGACAGACAAAUGUUACAUCAGACUUUUUGGCAAUUUUUUAACGAGAAUUACAUUUUUCACGUUAUUAUAAAAUGAAACAUGUGCAUAUGAAGCCAAAAUAAAAAAUGAUGCAUUUUUUAAAAAGAA
Molecule: messenger RNA, 2280 nt
Organism: Cloeon dipterum
Lineage: Eukaryota; Metazoa; Arthropoda; Insecta; Ephemeroptera; Baetidae
Gene: yps
Product: ypsilon schachtel
Exons: 6
Coding region: 107-1012 (301 amino acids)
Biological process (GO): regulation of gene expression
Cellular component (GO): nucleus
Molecular function (GO): nucleic acid binding
Source: RefSeq, a predicted model, not a curated record